UGACUUUCAUUGACUCUUUCGUCUACUUUGAUGUCAGUUCCUCCACAGAUCCUGCCAUCAUCUGAUUGCACCAAAACUGCAGGCCGGAUCAACUGUUCCUGUGAGGCUGUGGGAAAUCCUUUCCCUGCUUUCCACUGGUAUUUGAAUGGUUUACCUGUCAAUCAGUCUGAGUUUGUGAUCAUCAGUGAACGUCUAAAGAAUGACAAAGGUCUGAGGAGCAUCAUCACUGGGAAUCAACCUCAAGAGAUGUAUCAUUCAACCUUGACCUGUCUCAGCUUCAACUCUCUUGGAUCUGCCAGUCAACAUUUCAGCCUUGAGCAUCAAGCAUGUGCUGAAAGUCACGAUCAAGCGCUGCUCCUCAUGUGCAGCACCGUGAUUGCCAUUUUGAUCAUACUAGUGUGUGCUCUGCUGUGUGUUAUCAGGGCUCUGAAGAAUCGCCAUAACCCCAACAGUCACCUCACAUGUGAAAUGAGUCGAGUUGCUUCGAGCCAAAUUCUAUUCAAAGAGGCAGAUGAGCUUCCAAACACAACAGGAGAGGACAUGUAUGUCAACACCAAAGGGCUGAGACCACCAGAUGCUGCCGACCCUCCAACUAUGUCUAAGCUGACUGGCACCGCGGUGCCAAGCUCUGGGCCAAACAAUGCAAAAGAGAGUGACGGAAUUUACUCUAGUGUGUCUUAGAAGAGCAAGAGUAAGAAGAUAGAAGACUCUGCUAACAUGAAUCCAUGUGGUGGUUCCUAUCUGGAGGAGGAGAAGUGGAUGGGGGAGGACGUUGGCAGAGAUUCUAUGAGCAAUGCACUGGAGAUGGGAAACCUGUAUGAUGAAGUGGAGCCUAGAAAUGUGAGGAAGGAAGCAGAGUGUGAAUAUGCU
Messenger RNA from Stegastes partitus (bicolor damselfish), 870 nucleotides. RefSeq lists its product as uncharacterized. The transcript is spliced from 4 exons. The coding region runs from base 31 to 681 and encodes 216 amino acids. The record is from RefSeq and is a predicted model, not a curated record. Lineage: Eukaryota; Metazoa; Chordata; Actinopteri; Pomacentridae.